AUGCAUAUGAGCCAAAGUUUAUUGUCCACGAUAACUGACCUGGCGUUGAACAAAACAGAUACUGGGAAAAAAGGUCAACGUGCAACAACGAGCUCGCGGAUAAGCGGUGUCGUGCACGACGACCGACGACACGAGUGGGUUGUUCCGCAGCUCCGACGCUACGCUUCUGCCACGCCACAGCGACUGCGAUAUAUAGAACACGACAAGUCUGAACCCGAUAUAGGGUUUAUUUUGUCACUGAACGCACGCGAGUCGGCGUUCUAUUCCGGUACGAGAACACGCAAGCGUUGCAGCGUUCUGGUUCGACGACUUCAAUUCACUUUGGCGUGUGCCUCGGAUGGACGCUCCGAUAAGCCACGUCGGUAUUUCCGUUCGAAGAAAGUGUCUCCAGUGAAUCCCGCUGCAAUACAGCCGCAGACGCCGGGACAUGAAACUGGGUCGUCGCGAAAGAACGCUUUUGCGGCACGAUCGCAGCCCCGUGAUGCACCGCAAGGUGUCUUCGAGACAAUUCGUCGAUGGCUUCAGAAGCACGAACUAGAAUCCAGCAGUCUCUGCAUCCGGCUUCUUGAUGACUAUCGGCACGUUGACGAGUUGCUUCAGUGCUUCUGGAAUGCCGUCGAGGAUGUGGCCGGGGGCUCCUCUGCCGACGUCCUGCUGGCGCUGCCGCCGCUCCCGUCAUCCCUUGCCAGUGCCUUGAUCGGUCACCUUCGAGAGUGCGCUGACGUCGGUGAUGUCUUUGGCUCGCACGUGUUUCUCAACGCGUACGGACCCGAUGAGGGAGCACCUCGGUUCUGUUUGCGGUUACGAAAAGGCUCGUCAGCUGCUGGUGGUGUCGGCGCUACGUCCCAGGAUGAUCCUUUUUGGUCCGAUGACGAGGACGACUUUUUGGACCCGCGUUUCGCCGAACUUUUGCGCGCAUCACGCGAAGAAGAUGCGGGAGAAACGUCACCCGUAGCCGUGGGGCAAGAUGCUGCCCCGACCGGCAUCACGACCAAUGACGACCUCGAUACCAGACAGAAGCUGCAGUCCAGCGAGCUGUCCCUACCGUCGGAUGAAGUGAUUCUAGCAGAGAGCCGCGCUUGGGUCCAGCAUAUGAUCGUCGAUGCUGCUGUAUGUCCUUUCAUGAUGUCCGCCGUGCGUGGUGGCUUACCAGCGGGCCAGGUACGCUAUGCGGUAUCGCACGCGACAACACCUGAGCGAAUCUAUCGUGAGUUUUGGAACGAAGUCGCCCUGCUUCGACGGACCCCUUCGAAGGACGUCUCCACCACGUUGCUGGUACUGCCAGAACUGGUACAGGGCAUAGAAGGCUUUGAUGCCAUUACCACGCCGCUGAGUGCAGCGCUUGAAGCGCUCCAACUCGACGCCUUCAUUCAACUGGUGUUCUUUCAUCCAAAGUAUGCAUUUCGCGACGGUCGGGAUCGCAUCAAUACGCAAGGUUGCACGGGCGGACACGCCGCGAACUACGUGCGCCGCUCACCCUACCCCAUGAUCAAUAUUCUGCGAACAGAGCAAGUACAGCGUGGGCAGCGGGGCAUCCCAACGGAACUCGUUUAUCGACGGAAUGAGUCAUUGAUGCGCACCAUUGGAGCCGAACGACUUGAACAAAUGCUUCAUCGACGAUCUUGGGAGGAGCUUCUCCAACUCGUCCAGGACAAUCGUCCCUAUGCGGAUCUCGAGGAAGCAGUCAAGCGUGUACGCGAUCAGUUUGCGAGUUCCUGA
This is a messenger RNA of Cyanidioschyzon merolae strain 10D, 1719 nucleotides long. RefSeq lists its product as hypothetical. NCBI's taxonomy places the organism in Eukaryota, Rhodophyta, Bangiophyceae, Cyanidiales, Cyanidiaceae. The transcript has a single exon. The coding region runs from base 1 to 1719 and encodes 572 amino acids. The record is from RefSeq and is a predicted model, not a curated record.